This is a messenger RNA of Folsomia candida, 3868 nucleotides long. RefSeq lists its product as uncharacterized. The transcript is spliced from 14 exons. The record is from RefSeq and is a predicted model, not a curated record. NCBI's taxonomy places the organism in Eukaryota, Metazoa, Arthropoda, Collembola, Entomobryomorpha, Isotomidae. The coding region runs from base 65 to 3664 and encodes 1199 amino acids.
AUCAGCAUCAUUUGCUCUUGUCCAUUCUUGCAGCGACACAAGUUUUAUCGGUUUUUAAACUUGAAUGAAAAAAAUGACCGACUUAUUCGUGCCCGGUAAUGUUUUACAAAAAUUGGGUAUCUUGUUUUUUCUGGUGUUGCUGGUGAGUUCGAAUUCUGGUCUGAAAUUGGAUUCGGAUGGAGGUUAUCAUGUCUCCGUUGGACUGGAGGGGACCGAACCGGAAGAUACCGUUGCAUUCUUGGACACCAUCCAGACUGACAUGGAAGCCCUUUCUGACCUCAUGUUCUCCUCCACCGAGAGUAAUUUCCAUCUCAAGUCCGUCACUGUGGUCAUCCCUCCGGAUUGGGAUCAUGUUGCAGAGGAAGUUACGGAAGGUGAAAAUUUCUCUGAUUUGAAAUUGUGGGAGGGAACCCAAGUCCCAAUCGUGCGCCGUUCUACGCAGUGUGGUCAACCAGGAAGUCAAAUACUUUUGCCGCUCAACUUCUUCAGCCCUGCAAACCAAGCGCCGCGAGACAGGUCACUCCUCCACUAUUGGGCGCAGUACCGCUGGGGAAUGUUCCAGGAAUCCGGCUUCCCGUACAACACUCGUUUCCCAUAUUUUGUCCAACGCGAAGAACUUGGUGACUGGGAGGCGAACGCUUGCACGGACCAAACUCUGACUGGCGCUGUCCAAUUCCCGAAUGGGACAAGUUGCCCAAUUGACGAGGAGGCUCCGCCGACGGCUGAGUGUCGUUUUAUUCCAGAGGAUCCCCAACCGGAAGUGGUUCAUAGCUCUCUCCUCACUCACUUUCACCACCUCAUGGACUCCUUUUGCACCUCGGAAACUCACCAGGCAACCCUUCCCACGCCGCACAACGUGUUUUGCAGUGGUCAAAGUGCGUGGGACGUUCUCCUGGGUUCGGAUGACUUCAAAAGAGUCACUCAGCCUGCACCCGGCACGAGGCCGCCAGUGACAUUCACCACCACGAAGGCUUCCACGCUCCCGUUAAUCCACUUCAUUUUUGAUGCUCGGGUCAUUCAUCAGAUGCCGGAGGAUGCUUUCGAGAGAAUUAAGGUUUCUCUCCGGGCCAUCUUUGACGUGGGGUCAGGUGUGAACGAAGAGGGUUUCGCUGCAGUCACCAUUUUUCCGGCAGAAGCGGAGGAUGGCCAAUUGACCCAGCAGACUGUUGCAUGGACCAAGGUGGCCGGUUCUGCGAAUGAGUUUCGUUUGUCCAUCGACAAAAUAUCGACGAUUGGAACCACGCACGCCCAUUUUGGACUCGCCCUCAGACUUGUGUCUGAAGACAUUCGAGCGAGACGCCAUCCAACUGGAAGCUUCAUCUUUAUUUUUAAAGGCAGCACGGGUUCCAAUUUUGACGAGAUGCCAUUCGAGGACGAAGUCUUGAGCUCUCUUCUAGCCCACAAGGUUCAAGUCCACGCAGUCGAAGUUAGCCAUGGACCCCUCGACCCUGGCACCAACCUUGUUCACCUCACAGAAAUCUCGGGCGGAAGUCACUUCACUCUAACAUCCUUCAAUAUUGGGGCGCAAUUUGACACCUUUCUCAGGAAUUUUAUCCUCGCCACCAAAAGCCCAGAUUUUGUAGCGCCCUCGGUGUUUCCGCUCGCAGCAAUGGUGGGGACGGAAGUGGAGCUUGCAUUUGGGCACGACUCGCCACUGCGUCUGCGCCUCACGACGCCCUUGGAGAUGGGACAAGUGGAGGUGGUGGGUCCGACAGGAAGCGUGGUUCCCAUCGAUGAGACCAGAUCCACGCCAGAGUGGAACGAGGGCAAAGCUCAAGGACGGCGACGUUCCUUGUCCAUCGUUAUUCCCUCCGCGGAAGCCACCAAAGGAUCAGUCUGGAGGAUCAAUUGUGUCGAUGGUAGAGUCACCAAUUGCAGUGGCUUUUUUGCCGUCUACGCAGACUCGCCACCUACACGAAGCAAAAACGUAGAAGAUAUUUCGCUCAGCGUGACAGCCCAUUUUGACGAGCAUUUAACCGGAUUGCUUUACAUAUAUGCUUUGCUGGAAGAAGGUGGCGAGUCACUCGUACGACUCGACUCGGUCGGGGAAUAUGACGCCAUCGCGAGCAUCUGCCUUCAAACUAGGCCGGACGAUUGUUGGAAUAUUCGACUAAGAGACGACGGAGCUGGGACACCUGACCUAUUGGCGGAUGAUGGCGUCAUGUCCGGUGCUUCCCUUCCGCCUCCUCGCGACGCCGUGUACCAGGUGCGAGUCGCCCUCAGCUACAGAUACAACUUCACUCCACCCCGUGGAAAAGAUGUGACUGAAGAAGGUCCCAUCUUCCCGUGCGCUUUUAGUCCUCAGGCGCCCAUUGAGCUCUGUGUGGGUCGUUAUCCUUCGGACAGUUUCCAGAUGGUCUCUGCUUAUCCGCAGCCCAUCGAAAUUUAUGCGUCCACAACGCCAUCACAAUCUAAGCCAUCUCGUACCUUUGAUCUGAGUCUGAUCUCGUUGCCUGGAGGGGGAUUAACCCUCGCGUGGACGGCACCCUCCAUCUUCCUCCCAGAAAAUGUCAUCGAGAGUGCAGAUGCUUACGAUCUCCGCUUUUCUACGAACUGGGACUCGUUGGUGGGCGAUUUUAAUGGAUGUGUCAGAAUAGAGAUUGACACGAUCCCUGCCACUCCUGGGGUCAAGGAAGAGGUCACGAUAACUGGGGUAGAUCCCAGCCUACCCGUAUUUUUUGGUCUCAAAUCCAAGUUUGAAGAUACCGAGUCUGAACUUUCUAACGUGGCGUGGGGACGACCAUCUCAAGACGAGGGCUCGAGUACGACGGAAACUGUGUCAGCCGAGGACACAACAGCAAUACCAAGAUCCACCACGACUGAGGCUCCAACCACUCAAGAAGCGACAUCGCCCACGCCGACUGAGUCGACUGCCACUACACAAUCAACGACAGAAGCAUCGACACAAACAACGGUUGAAUCUACAACUAAAGAGGCAACCACCAAUGAAUCGACGCCAACAACGACUGACGAUUCGACAACACAGACGUCCGAGGAGCCCACAACUGAAGAACCGACAGCAUCAACUGACGAUUCGACAGCACCAACAUCUGAGGAGCCCACGACUGAUGCCUCGACCACGCCGACGUCCGACCCGUCCACGACUGAAGAAUCGACAACGCCGACGUCUGAGCAACCCACGACUGAAGAAUCGACAACUGAGACGUCCGAGGAGCCCACGACUGAAGAAUCGACAACUGAGACGACCGAGGAGCCCACGACUGAAGAAUCGACAACUGAGACGUCCGAGGAGCCCACGACUGAAGAAUCGACAACUGAGACGUCCGAGGAGCCCACGACUGAAGAACCGACAGCAUCGACUGACGAUUCGACAUCGCCAACGUCUGACGAGCCCACUACAGACGACUCGACAACGUCAGAGGAGCCCAGCACUGGCGAUUCGACAACUCCAGAUCCCACGACCCAGGAGUCGACCGGAACGACGGCGAGUACAGUGAGCACGACCAUUCUCACAACUCCUCCACCUGUGGUCACGGAAAAACCUGAGUACUUUUUCAAAACGACGGUGGGUUACGUGACGGCGGGGGCGAUCGCCCUUGUGUGCUUGGCUGGAAUGGGGGCUGUGAUUGGACUUCUGUGUUGGAAGCGCAGAGCCAUCAGCCUCGCCCUGGCAGCCAGAUCAGCCAAUCAGAACAAUAUUUAGAACAAUUAAAGAUACUAAUAACUCAUUUCUUACCGUAACUCGUAAUUAUGCAUGGCUUUAAUAAUAAUUGUAUAUUUACAAUAAGAAAUUAAAUACUGAAUAAUUGUAUUUGUGUCGCAUUUAUUUCUAAAUAUUUUAAAUUUAAGACAUUAUAUAAAUAUGGCGCACACAGUUUUAUGUAAACUAAUAAACCGUUCAACAAGA